CUUUUUCUCCAUUUUCUUUUUCCCUUUCCUUUCUUUUCCCAUUCAUUCCCUUUCCCUGUUUUUUGGGAGAGGACCCAAAGGGCCUCUGAAAGCAUCCUUGGUUUCUUUUUAGGGAUUUGGAGAUGGGGGAAGGGGAGACUACAACUCUCAACUGUGACUUUUCUUGGGGACUGCAACUCCCAUCAUCCCCUCCCCUCCCAGCUGGGUUUCAGUUUUGUUGUUGUGGGGGGCCUUCAAAUCUUUUGUGAUUUGGGGCAACCCUAAAACAAAUCUAUCCUGAGGUUUUCUUGGCAAAUUUUCUUCAGAGGGGGCUUGCCAUUGCUAGCCUCAGAGGCUGAGAGAGUGUGACUUGCCCAGUGGGGAAUUGAACCCUGGGCUCCAGGAUCCAAGACUCAAACCACUCCACCAGCUUUCCUUAUUUCCCAGGCCAAGUCAAUUCAGGGAUUUAGGAUUGGGAGCAAGGACCCUGGCAGCAUCUGCACAGCAGAUUUAAGGCAGUUUGACACUGCUUUAGCUGCGCUGGCUCCAUGUUAUGGGAGCCUGGGAUUUGUAAUUUGUUGUGGCACCAACACUUUCUGGCAGAGAAGGCUCAGUAGUUCGCAGAACUACAAAUCCCAGAAUUCGUUUGCAUUGUGCCAUGGCAGUUAAAGCAGUAUCAAACUGCAUUAAUUCUGCAGUGUAGAUGCUUCUUGGUGAUCCCCAUCCUGCAGCCACACUCCCUUUUGCUCCUUCCCAGCCAGAGUAGACCCUUGGCCUGAAGGGCAUUUACCUGUUUUUGUUGCAUGCCUUCAAGUCAUAUGGAGACUCUCUAAGGCAAACCUAUCCUGGGGUUUUCCAGGCAAGAUUUGUUCAGAGGGGGCUUGCCAUUGCCUUCCCUGAGGAGGCUGAGAGAGUGUGACUUGCCCAAGCGGGUUCCAUAUCUGAAAUCCACUGCCCAGUAAGUCGCUCUGAUCCAGAUUGGUCCCAGUUCCCAUGGAAGCCAUGUGGUUGAUCAAACUCCUAGCGCUUGUUGCUCUAGUUGCCGCCGUCCCUCCUGAUGGCAAGAAGUCUACUGGGAAGAAAGCCGUCUCGGAAGAAAAGAAGCUGAGUGAGAAGGCAAACACCUUGGCUGACCGUAGUGCAACUCUGGCCUUCAACCUCUACCAUGUGAUGGCCAAGGAUAAGAAUAUGGAGAACAUCCUGGUAUCUCCUAUUGUGGUUGCAUCUUCUUUGGGACUGGUGUCUCUUGGAGGCAAGGCUACUACUGCCUCCCAAGCCAAGGCCCUGCUUAGUGCUGAUAAAUUGAAUGAUGACUAUGUACACAGCGGCCUGGCAGAGCUUCUGAGCGAUGUAAGCAACUCCACGGCCCGAAAUGUCACCUGGAAGAUCGGCAACCGCCUCUACGGUCCCAGCUCCAUCAACUUUGCCGAUGACUUUGUGAAGAACAGCAAAAAGCAUUACAACUAUGAACACUCCAAGAUCAACUUCCGGGACAAACGGAGCGCCCUGAAGUCCAUCAAUGAGUGGGCUUCUCAGACCACCGAUGGCAAACUGCCAGAGGUCACCAAGGAUGUGGAGAAGACAGAUGGAGCCUUGAUUGUCAAUGCCAUGUUCUUCAAGCCUCACUGGGAUGAAAAAUUCCAUCACAAGAUGGUGGACAAUCGUGGCUUUAUGGUAACCCGGUCCUACACAGUUGGUGUUCCUAUGAUGCAUCGCACAGGAUUGUACAACUACUAUGAGGAUGAGGCAGAGAAGCUGCAGAUGGUGGAAAUGCCACUGGCCCACAAACUCUCCAGCAUGAUCUUCAUCAUGCCAAACCAUGUGGAGACACUGGAGCGGUUGGAGAAGCUACUGACCCGGGAGCAGCUGAAAACCUGGCUGGGCAAGUUCAAGCAGAGGGCGGUGGCCAUCUCCUUGCCCAAGGUCAGCCUGGAAGUCAGCCAUGACCUGCAGAAACACUUGGCUGAUCUGGGUUUAACUGAAGCCAUUGACAAAAACAAAGCCGACCUUUCCAAGAUUUCCGGCAAGAAAGAUCUCUACCUCUCCAACGUCUUCCACGCUGCGGCUCUGGAAUGGGACACGGAAGGGAACCCCUUUGAUGGGGACAUCUAUGGCCGGGAAGAGAUGAAAAGCCCAAAGCUCUUCUACGCCGACCACCCUUUCAUUUUCCUCAUCAAGGACAAUAAGACCAAUUCAAUCCUUUUCAUUGGCCGACUGGUCAGGCCCAAAGGAGACAAAAUGCGGGAUGAGUUGUAGUGUGUGAAAUGGCUGGGUGCAUUUGUUGGUUUGUUUGUAGAAAUUGGGAGGGGAGGGGGAAAUAACGAUAUGUACCUUCUGUGAACUGGUGCUUGCAGGCCAUUCUCUCACUAAGGUUGCAAUCCUUCUGCACAUUUUCAUGGGAAUAGGACUUACUUCUGUGUAAACUGAGGGUAUGACACACUCGCACAGUAGAAGUGCCCCAGCCCAAAUGGCAGCCUCCAUUGUCAGUGUAUGUUCUGGGGUACCAAAAUUGUCCUCUAUCCUAUCCACCUUCUGGAGGUCACCAGAGGCAGUUGGCUAGUCCAUCUCACACUGGUUGGGACUUGAUAUAUGCUCUGGGCCAAGUCAGGAGAUCAGUCCCUAAUAUAAGCCCCCAUAUGCAGCUGGGGAGCCUUGAAGGACAAACAGCUAGCUCCCUCCUUCCCACAAAUGGAGGGAUAUGGUAGUCCUCCCAAAAAACUACACACUCCAACCAUUUUUGAAAAGACUGUGCCAUUGAGCAUGAAGCUGUCACCAGUAGUAUUGUCUCUUUAGAGGCCUACAGUGGUGGUGGGGAAGAGGCGAUAACCCAUUUUACAGCCCUGGGCUCUGUAGCAUUAAUGAGAACUAUGAUCCCUCACUAAUGCCUAGUCUGCCUAGAGCUAAUGGGAACUGUAGUCCAACAACAUCUGGAAGGCUGCAGUUGUCUGCCUUGGCUUUAAAUUGCCACCUUCUUGUGUGCCUUGCACAACUGGCAGCAUUGCUUUUAAAGAUGAUUCAAGCAAAAGCAGCCCUCCACAGAUGGAACCGAUACUAACAUGCACUCUUAAACCAAGCAGGUUUACCAAAUCCCACUAUUUCUGUUUCAAGCAGGAUUGCCGUUGGUAACCCUUUCCAUUUCAGCAUAGUGAAGUGAACCUCAAUAUUUCACUUAGGUACCAAAGAUUUCCUGCCUCCCAAGUUAACAUCCCUGCUAUGCCAACUCUUACUAGGUUGUUAAAAGCAUGGGAGUGGGAGGGCUUGGGGAAAACCUUUGUAAUGUGAACUAGGAAUGCAAGGACUAAACCCCUGGACUGCUGCUGCCUUUGGGAGGUGAAGUGAAUAAGAGUGUCAAUGCUACCCUGAAGACAAUCUUUACGCUGGUGCUAUUACACAGGGAAGGGGGGAGGAGAGACAAGGGCAAGGAAUUUUGCAAGAGGGAUUGGACACGAAUGCCAGAUGCCUUGUAUUCUGCUAUCCCUCAAAAUUUCUUGUACAAUUUUUGCAAUAAAAUGUUUUCCAGA
Messenger RNA from Sceloporus undulatus (fence lizard), 3500 nucleotides. It is a transcript of the gene SERPINH1, whose product is annotated as serpin family H member 1. NCBI's taxonomy places the organism in Eukaryota, Metazoa, Chordata, Lepidosauria, Squamata, Phrynosomatidae. Gene Ontology annotation, biological process: negative regulation of endopeptidase activity; collagen fibril organization. The record is from RefSeq and is a predicted model, not a curated record. Bases 973 to 2235 code for a protein of 420 amino acids. The transcript is spliced from 5 exons. Gene Ontology annotation, molecular function: collagen binding; serine-type endopeptidase inhibitor activity. Gene Ontology annotation, cellular component: endoplasmic reticulum.